CUGACUCCGCUGCGUGCCCCGAUCACUCCGUCCUGCCGGUGUGUGUGUGUCGUACCGUGGUGGUGUUUGUGUGACAGCGGGACUCUCGGGAUUUUGUCGUUGACCGUCUGGAUUGUUUUUUUUAAAGGUUGUUUGUCUCUUCCUGCGCACACACACCGCCACUCUGACAUCACACCAGGCCGUGACCCCUCCCACCACAACCACCCCCCCCCACCAUGGCGCUGUCCUCACGCUUAAAGCUGUGGGAGCAGAAGAUAAAGGAGGAGAAGACGCCGGUGGCCGUGGCCGAGCCUCCUCCUCCUCUGUCCGCUCUGCCGGGCGGCUUCCUCAAACAGCUGGUCAGAAGCUCCGAGAAGGAAACCAAACAGAAAGAGCCCGAGACCAAAGACGAGAAACCACCGAACAAACUGAGCAACAACUUGGUGCAGCAGUUCCUCCUCCCAGAUCAGACUCCUCCGAUCCUGGAGGCCGAGAUGGCGCUGCGGGCCGAGCAGCUGAUCAACAGCAGCAAACAGUCAGACAGUCACUCCUCGUCGUCUCAGAGGCAGAUUUACCCUCCCAGACCGAGCCAGCAAGUAACGCCAGAGCCGCCCAAACAGCAACAGGAAACAAAAUCAGAGAAGAAGAAGGAGGAGAAGAGGAUAGAGGAGGUGCAGCAGAAGAAGAGGAUAGAGGAGGUGCAGCAGGUGGUGAAGAAGGAGGAGAAAGGGAUGGAGGAGAGGCAGGAGCCCGACGGACAGCAGGCCGACACGACUGUAACAGAGCAUGAAAACAGGAGAGAGGUGCGAGACGUUUGGUAUGAAGCUGGAACUGUGUGGUACGUCCACAAGGACGGUUACAGCCUGGCCACUCAGCUGAAGCCUGAUGAGGGCACACCUGAACUCCCAGAAGGCCGAGUGAGAGUCCGCCUGCAGACGGACGGCCUCGCUGCACGAAAAAACGCAGUAAAAAUGAAAAGUGAAAACCCCUCAACCUGGACCUGUGCGAUGGACCUGAACGACCUGAAGCAGUCAACGAUGUGCGGCGUCCUGCACAACCUGACCAAGCCGAAACAAAAGCCAAAAAUGCCGCUCACGCUGGGCAACCCAACCUGGUCCAACUUCUGGCCCCCAUCGCAGACCCACAGCAAGACUCCAAAGUCCCGGCGAGGGGAGUCGGCGUGGGACGCUCCUCCUGCUCUGGCUGCUCUGGUCAAACGGGUGUACGUGUCCAUGGUCGGCACCAGGAGAGACCACACUGUGUGUGCGCUGGGACGCAGCGGGACCGGCAAGACCACCACGUGUCAGGCCUUCACACUGGGUCUCCUCAAACAGGCCGGGACGACCAGAGAGAGGAUCAGCGUGGAGCGCGUGCAGGCCAUGUUUACCAUCCUGAGGUCUUUUGGCUGCGUGAGCUCUCAGCACAGCGACGCUUCGUCUCGCUUCGCCAUGGUCUUCUCUCUGGACUUUAACCACGCUGGACAGGCGGCUGCUGGACACCUACAGACGACGAUGAUGCUGGACAAAUGGAAAGUGUGUCAGAAAACUCCUGGAGAGAGUAACUUCCUGGUCUUCGCUCAGAUGCUGGCAGGACUCAGCACAGAGAUGAGGACAGAGCUGCAGCUUCACCAGCUCCCUGAGAACAACUCGUUUGGGAUCGUUCAUCCCACAAAGGUUGAGGAGAAACAGCGUGCGUCCGUCGCCUUCACCAAGCUGCUGACUGCCAUGGAAACGCUGAGCUUCUCAGCCGGCGAGCAGAAGGCGAUAUGGCAUGUUCUGGCUGGUAUUUACCAUCUGGGAGCUGCCGGGGCCUGUAAAGUUGGCAGGAGACAGUUUGUGAACUUCGACAGCGCUCAGGUGGCCGGCAGCGUUCUGGGCUGCGAGGGAGACGAUCUGCACACGGCCGUCUUCAAACAUCACCUCCGACAGCUGCUGCAGAGAGCCAGGGGCAGCAGAGAGAGGAACACUGCUGCAGAGUCGGAGGAGGGUCCCAGACUGACAGCGGCUCAGUGUGUUGAUGGGAUGGCUGCUGGACUCUACGAAGAACUCUUCACCGCCAUCGUCUCACUUAUCAACAGAGCUCUGAGCAGUCAGCAGCUGACGUUAGCCUCGGUGAUGGUGGUGGACACGCCGGGACUCAGGAACCCGAGACACGCUGCGGAGGAGCGAGCAGCCAGCUGGUCUGAACUCUGUCACAACUACCUGCAGGAGAGGCUGCUGGAGCGCUACCACACACACACCUUCACACACACGCUGGAGAGAUACACACAGGAGAAGAUCCGGGUGGAGUUGGAGUGUCCAGAGAACAGUCCAGCUGAGGUGGUGUCCGCCAUCGACCAGCCGCCUCCACAGGUCCGAGCAGCAGAUGGAGACCCCAGAGGUCUGUUGUGGGUUCUGGAUGAGGAGAUGUUGACACCAUCCUCCAACGAGAACAGCAUCCUGGAGAGAGUCUGCCAGUAUUACAGCAACACGGUGCGUCAGUGCGAGCAGCCGCUGCAGUGUGAGGUCAACCACCUGAUGGGCUCGGACCCGGUCCGCUACGACCUGACCGGAUGGAUCGGUCUGAUCCAGAACAACCCGUCUGCUCUGAACGCCGUCUCUGUGCUCCAGAACUCCACCAUAGCGGAGGUGAAGGCCAUGUUCGCCCCCAGGAUCUCCCUGCCCCCUCUGUGUCGAGGUCUGGGCGGUCUGGAGGGCAGCAGCCAGCGCUCUCUGCAGAGGAACGGCACCAUCAGGAAGACCUUCAGCGGAGGCAUGGCGGCCAUACGCAGACACUCCCAGAGCAUCGCGGUGAAGCUGCAGGCGGACGCUCUGGUGAACCUGAUCCGUCGGGCGCGGCCGGUGUUCCUGCAGUGUGUGAACGCAAAGAACGACGGUGGAAGUUUUGACGUCCCGGCGCUCAGAGUCCAGCUGCACUCCACACAGAUCCUGUCGGCCCUUCAGUUCCACCGCACAGGUUAUCCAGAGCACAUGACUCUGAGUGACUUCCGCUGUCACUUCCAGGCGUUGUCUCCUCCCAUCAUGAAGCGUUACGCCUCGAUGUUUGUCAGCCACGACGAGAGGAAGGCGGUGGAGGAGUUACUGGUGGAGUUGGAUCUGGAUAAAAAGAGCGUGGCGGUGGGCGCCAGCAGGGUGUUCAUGAAGCGCGGCGUGCUGAGCUACCUGGAGCAGCGGAGGGACCAGCAGGUCACCGGCUGGUUGGUAUAUCUGCAGGCCGCCUGCAUGGCACACCUGGCCCGUCAGAAGUACCGCAAACUCAAGGUGCAGCAGAUGGCCGUCAGCUGUUUGCAGAGGAAUCUGCGGGCUAUGAGGGUCGUGGCCAAAUGGAGCUGGUGGAAACUUUUCUGCAGAGUUCGUCCUCAACUGGACGUCAACAUGGACAACGAGAGGCUCCGAGCUAAAGAGGAUGAGAUAUCAGCUCUGAGACGACGCCUGGAGAAAUCAGAGAAGGAGAGGAACGAGCUGAGGCAGACUGCAGACAGCCUGGAGACCAAGGUUACAGCUGUGACAUCUGAGCUAAGCGAUGAGCGUUUCCGUGGCGAUGCCGUGGGUCAGGCUCUGGAUGUGGAGAGGGCGGAGAGGAUCCGACUCUGCAGGGAGAACAAAGACCUGCAGGCUCGUCUAGACCAGUGCAAAGUCACCAUGGAAACCCUGGAGAAGCAGCUGGAGGAGCAGAAACAGAAAGCUCACAUCACUGAGAGUCAGCGAGGAGCAGCGACAGAAAGCGAGCUGUCCAUGCAGCUGGAGUGCUGCCAGACGGAGGUUGAAUUUGUCCGCAGACGACUCAAGCAGACGGAGGAAAAACUGGAGACGGAGAGACAGACCCGGGAACAGCUCGAUACCAAGGUGGCGACGCUGCAGGCCCAGCUGGAGCAGUCCAGGCGGACUGCGACAGAACUGAAACGUCACUGUCGCCGUGUGACCUCUGACCUCCAGGACGCCCGAGUCCUCACUGACAGCCUGCAGAGCCGCAUGCACGAGCUGGACCGCAAACAGAGGAGGUUUGACAGUGAGUUGACUCAGGCUCUGGAGGAAGCUGAAAACGAGAGAGAGCAGAAGGACAAAGCCUGUCAGGAGAACGCAGCUCUGGGGUCUGAGGUCUACAGUCUGCGCCGCAGCCUUCAGGAGAGCCAGGCAGAGGUGGGCCGUCUGCAGAAGCAGAAGGACGAGCUGUGCGCUCAGAUCCGUGACCUCAGCCUGCCCGUCGAUCUCGCCUCCGAUUCGCUGCCCGACCUCAAGAAACAGCUUCGCCUCCUGGAGAGUCAGGCCAGCGAGAGAGCGCAGGAAGUCGCCACGCUCACCGCCAAAAUACAGCAGCAGCAACAGAUCCACAUGCGCUUUGAGAUGGAGAUGGAGAGGAUGAAGCAGAUGCAUCAGAAGGAGCUGGAGGAUAAAGAAGAGGAGCUGGAGGACGUGCACAAGUCCUCUCAGAGACGGCUGAGGCAGUUGGAGAUGCAGUUGGAGCAGGAGUACGAGGAGAAACAGAUGGUGAUUCAUGAGAAGCACGACUUGGAGGGACUCAUAGCAACUCUGUGUGACCAGGUGGGACACAGAGACUUCGACGUGGAGAAGAAGCUGCGGAGAGACCUGAAGAGGACUCACGCCCUGCUGGCCGACGCCCAGCUGCUUCUUUCAACCGUCGACAACCCGGGCCAGAACCUGCCCAACGGCAGCAGAGACCAGAUAGAGCGCCUGCACUGCCAGCUGGAGGAGAGCGAAGCGAGGCGGCUGGAGGCCGAGAGUGCUCAGACGACUCUCUCCCAGGAGCUGGAGAACUCUCAGAUCGAGCUGGAAAAUAUCUGCAAACAGAAGAGUGUGGUGGACGAGCAGUUAGCUCUGCUGCAGCAUGAGAAGGUGGACCUGCUGAAGAGGCUCGAGGAGGACCAGGAGGACCUCAACGAGCUCAUGAAGAAGCACAAAGCGCUCAUCGCUCAGUCCUCUAGUGAUAUCUCUCAGAUCAGAGAGCUGCAAGCCGAACUGGAGGAGGUGAAGAAGCAGAGACACUCUCUGCAGGAGGAGCUCCAGCAGAGCGUGUCGAGGGUGCAGUUCCUGGAGUCGUCCACCGUGGGGCGUAGCAUCGUCAGCAAACAGGAGGCGCGUGUGUGUGACCUGGAAAACAAACUGGAGUUUCAGAGAGGGCAGGUCAAGAGGUUUGAGGUGCUGGUGCUGCGUUUAAGGGACAGCGUGGUGCGUCUGGGAGAGGAGCUGGAGCAGAGCGCGCAGGCUGAAGCUCGGGAGAGAGAGAACGCCCGUUACUACCAGCAGCGGCUGCAGGACGUGAGGCUGGAGAUGGAGGAGCUGAUCCAGAGGGAGCAGGACGGCAGCCGCAGACGCAUGGAGCUGGAGAUGCAGGUGGAGGAGCUCAGCGCCGUCAGACAGGCGCUGCAGGCCGACCUGGAGACGUCCAUCCGCCGCAUCGUGGACCUGCAGGCCGCGCUCGAGGAGGUGGAGUCGAGCGACGAGAGCGACUCUGAAAGUGUUCAAACUGCUGUGGAGUCGUUGACUCGAAAGAAAGACCUUGACUCGGUGUCCAGCGUCGGCUCCAUCGGGACAGAGGAUGUAGGAGAGGGGAUUCGUCAUUGGCUGGGAGUGCCCAGAGGAGGCUCCCGUGGCGGCGGCUCGCCCUACGGCAGCAGUACCAUCAGCAGCCAGGGAGGGCGCCAGUCUGUGGCGGACACCAUGAGCACCUACAGCUUCCGUUCUUGUGUGGAUCCUGAUGACGAGGCCUCAGAGGCUGGAGGCUCCAGAGGUCCCAGUCGGCCCUCCUCCUCCGCUCUCUCCGAGCUGCUGGACGGACUCCGUAAACGCAGAGCGGGCGGCGAUGCAGCAGACGGCGCCGGCAGCACCGUCUCUCUGCCCGUUUAUCAAGCAACCGCCGCCUCCACUCUCAGGCGACGAGCCUCGGCCCUCUCUCUCGACCCAGGUGACCUCCCGGAGCCCCGGCCGGGCCCCAGCAUCCUAAAACCGUCCUCGCCGCUCCUGCCGCGCGCCGCCAGCGCUCGCUCCAUCAGUGAAGCCUCGACGUCUGCUGCCGUCUCCACAUCUGGCACCAAAAUCUCUCGCUUCAGCUCGAGCGACUCCCUCUCUGCACUUCCCUCGCUGCCACACCUCUCCUCCUUGACGUCCUCCCUCGCCUCUCGCCAUCACCCUCCGUCCCUGUCCAUCCCGGAAGAGGACGCAGACGAACCCCUCCGCUCCAGAACGACCCCCAUGCAGCGCUCCCCUCAGCCGCUGAGGCGGUGCAUGCUGGGAAGUCUCACCACAGAGGACGGAGGUGAAGGCGCUCUGGGUUCAGAACCGAUGGUCUUCCAAAACCGCCACCUGGCGGAGGAUCGCGACGACGCGGUGUCCGACAUCCUGCCCGCCAUCCGCAGAGCUCAGUCCACCAGCAGCCUGGCGGGCUCGGUGCGAGGAGGCAGGAGGGCGCUGAGCGUCCACUUCGGGGAGCUGCCGCCGUCCACCCGCAGCAGGAAAGGCUCCGAAACGGAGUCGUCCAGCUCGGGGGGGUCAGGAGGGAGCUCGCAGGCAGGCGGCGUGAGACGCAGGUUUGAGCGGCCGCAGGGAGAGAGACUGGAGGCGGAGGGCAGCGAGGGCGGAGACGUGGCGUCAGUCAUGAAGAAAUACCUGAAGAAAGAGGUCGACUGAAGCCGAUGAGGUAAGCUCUCAGCGCGUCCACGUCCAGCUGUGAGCUGCAGUCGAGGCUGAGAAACACUUCAGAAGUCAACAAGGAUGAUUUUUUUUUUUGACUUUGUUAAAACCACCUGAAAAUACAUCUGCACUUAACUGUAUUUUCAGAAAAGCGCUGUUUAUAUAUGAAUAAAAAACUUGAAAUAAA
Messenger RNA from Plectropomus leopardus (leopard coralgrouper), 6813 nucleotides. The record is from RefSeq and is a predicted model, not a curated record. NCBI's taxonomy places the organism in Eukaryota, Metazoa, Chordata, Actinopteri, Perciformes, Serranidae.